Camelina sativa (false flax) is the source of this 750-nucleotide messenger RNA. The record is from RefSeq and is a predicted model, not a curated record. Lineage: Eukaryota; Viridiplantae; Streptophyta; Magnoliopsida; Brassicales; Brassicaceae.
AUGGCUUUGCAACAAGAGAAAGUAAUGGCCAUUCAACAAGAGGUUUUCAUUGAGGAGAAGGAGGAAGAUAGAGGACCUCCUUUGGAAAAAUAUGCUAAUCAACCUUUCCUCAAGGAUAUGCUUCUUGAAUUAUCCAAGAAGAAGGGUCAUGAUCAAGACAUGAACGAUUUGAGAGAGAUUGGGAAAGUUGUUGUCCCAACAAAGCUUAAGGAUCCAUGCUCAUUCAACCUACCCUGCUCCAUCAGUUAUAUGCACUUCAACAAGUGUCUAUGUGAUCUAGGAGCUUCAGUGAGCUUAAUGCCAUACUCAGUGGCUGAGAAGUUGGGAUAUGAACAUUUUAAGCCUUGUAAUCUCUAUAUUGGCCUAGCAGAUGGAUCCAAGAGGGAUGUGCUUGGAGUGAUUGAAGAUCUUCCAGUCAAGAUAGGGAAAGCUAGAAUCCCAACUGAUUUUGUGAUCAUGAACAUGGACCAAGAGCCAGAAGAUCCUCUCAUCUUGGGGAGACCAUUCUUAGCCACAACUGGGGCUGUAAUUGAUGUUAAGAUGGGAACCAUCAAGCUCCACCUUGCUAAAGACUUCACUAUGAAGUUUGACAUCAAGAAUUCAACACAUCACCCUACUAUUGUAGGUCAGCAUUUUGUAGUAGAGGAAAAAGCUAGUUGUGAAGUUUUUGAGGAUGGAGAGGACCCUAGGAUUAAGGUUCAGCCCAAGCCAAAACUGUCCAAGAAUUACAGGGUUCAGUUCAAGUGCUAG